Molecule: messenger RNA, 3108 nt
Organism: Pedinophyceae sp. YPF-701
Lineage: Eukaryota; Viridiplantae; Chlorophyta; Pedinophyceae
Source: the annotation of a GenBank genome assembly
AUGAGCUCCGCGAGCCCGGAAAUCGGGAGCUUGGAGGCCGUUUUGGGUUUCCUGUCCCAAAAUGAUUUCAAGGCCGCCGAGCAGGCUCUCAUGGCCGAGCUGGAGCUGCGCUUCGGAGACCUCAAGAUGUCCACCAUGGACCGCAGCGGCGAUGAGGGCGACAACGCGUCCAGGGACGCCUCCGCCUCUGACGAAUGGGGACGUGGCGGGGAGCAGACGGAUCGGGACGAGGAGGACGAGCAGGACGACGGCGAGGCGGACGAGCAGGACGAGGACAACGAGGAGGAGGACUCGGCUGAAGAUCCUGGCACGCGCGGAAGCAGCAAGGCCGUCUCCAGCAACGACGGCGGCGUGAACCUCAUCUCGUCCUCGAGCGGCGACACCUCGGAGGGCGACAGCGACGACGAUAGCGGGUUCCUCCCGGCCUCCGAGCACGCGCCGGCGAUCAAGACGGACCUCCGCGGGCUCCCGAAGCGCUCGGACCGGCACCGCGCGCACCGGUGGCCCGACCGCCGUCGCUCGUGGGGUUCCGGCACUGACGAGGACGAAUACGACGCAGACGACGACCCCGGCUACCUCCGCGGCAUCGUCAUGGACCCCGACGCGUUCCUGGCGCACGAGAUCGUCAGCGGCGACGAGCGGCGGCGGGCGCAGGAGGCGGCGUGGCGGACGCCCACCGCCAGCAACGGCGACGAGGACGGCGACGACUCUGAGGUCUCGGAUCCGGAGUCCCUGCUGUCCGGACAGGCCGGCGUCCCGGAAGCCCGCAGCACGGGCAACACCUCGGCGCAGGCGGUGCCCACGAACACCCCCCCGCUGCGCACGCAGAUGCCGACGGGAGUGGGGCCGAACUCGGCCCCGGCCGCGCCGGGCGCGCACGGCAGCUCGUUCGGCGGCAUUCUGUCCGAGUUCGACCCGCUCUCGGUCAUCAGCGGCCUCGCGGACGUCCUGAAGGGGCAGCUCGCGGCGUCGCAGCGAGCCGCGGUCCGCGGGGGGCAGCAGCCGCGCGACGGCGACGCGGCGUCGAACGACGGCUCGGAGGCGGACAGCUCGGUCUUCGAGGGGCGCGCCGCGGACGCGAUCGCGGCGGCCGUGCGCGCGAGGAAGGCGGGGGCGGCCGGGGAAGGCAGCGGCGGUGGCGACCAGCAGCGCCCGUCGACCAGCACGCAGGACGGCGCGCCGUCCGAGCACAACCACCUGCGCAUGGUGCUCCCGGGCGACGACGAGCUCGCGGGGCUCGCGGUCGACCACACGGGCGCCGACCUCGCCAACCAGCCGCACUCCCCCCAUGGGAGUUCCAACCAGGACGGAUUCUCCUUCACCCCCCCCAUCUCGGUGACGCCGCCCGCGGCCGCGCGCACGCCCGAGGCCGCAGGGUCCCCGCUCGCGCCGCCGUCGCCGCUGGUCACCUCGAACGGCCUCCCCGCCGGCACCGCGGAUGCCGAGACCGUGUUCUCGAAAGGGUGCUUCUGGAGUCGCACGGCGUCGGGGCUGUCGCCGAGCCACGUCGAGGGCGCCUCGUCGGAUGGCGGGGACGCGGACGGGUCGAUCACGGGCGGGACGGGCGGCCGGCCGAGCACGGGGGGGGAUGUCAAGGGGGGGGUGAAGCAGCGUCUGUCGCAGAGCCUGUCGUCGACGAGCGGGCGCGGCGCGGACGACAAGGGCGGUGGCACCACGGAGCCGACGGAGCCCGCGCCCGGCGAGGACGACGCGAGCGCGGACGGCGAACCGCCGGCGGCCGUACCACCCAACCCCAACGCGUCCAUGACCAGCAUCAGCGGCGCGGUCGAGCAACAGGAAGACGACGACGACGACGACGACGACGACGGCGACAACAUCGAUGAGGUCGACGUCGCCGCCGCCGAGGAGGAGAAUGACGCCGAGGAGCCGCGCCCGGCCUCGGAGGACGCCGCGAUGGCUGGCGACGACGACGCGGACGGGGACAACGACGGUGGCGGCGAGGGCGACGCGGAGGGCGGGGACGCGUCCGCGCUGGACGAGACCACGCAGACGGGGUUCUCGCGGUUCGAGGAGGAGGACUGGUACCACGAGUACGGGUACGAGGUGCUGGACCUCAAGGUGAUUCACCGGAGCAUGCGGACGGGCUUCGAGGAGAGCAAGGACAUCAGCGUGGCGAUCGACGACGUCAUCGCGGGGCGGUACCAGGUGGUGGACCUGCUGGGGUCGGGCGCGUUCUCGCGCGCGGUGCACGCGCUGGACCUGCACAGCAACCGCAUGGUGUGUUUGAAGAUCGUGAAGAACAACAAGGACUACUUCGACCAGAGCCUGGACGAGGUGAAGCUGCUGCGGUACGUCAACGGGAAGGACCCGUCGGACGAGCACGGCCUGCUGCGCCUGCACGACUUCUUCUACUACAAGGAACACCUCUUCAUCGCGUGCGAGCUGCUCAAGGCGAACCUGUACGAGUUCCAGAAGUACAACACCGAGAGCGGGGACGAGCCGUACUUCACCGUGCCGCGCCUCCAGGCCAUCGCGCGGCAGGUCCUGCGCUCGCUGGCGUUUCUGCACUCUCUCAACCUCGUUCACUGCGACCUGAAGCCGGAGAACAUCCUGGUCAAGUCGUACUCGCGGUGCGAGGUCAAGGUGAUCGACCUGGGGUCGUCGUGCUUCAUCACGGACCACCUGUCGUCCUACGUGCAGUCGCGGUCGUACCGCGCCCCCGAGGUGGUGCUCGGGCUGCCGUACGACUACAAGAUCGACGUGUGGUCGCUCGGGUGCAUUCUCGCGGAGCUCUCCACGGGCCACGUGCUCUUCUCGAACGACUCGCUCGCCACGAUGCUCGCGCGCAUCGAGGGCAUUCUCGGGCCCCUGCCGCAGCACAUGCUCGACAAGGGGCGCUUCACGCACCGCUUCUACACGCGCUCCGGACAGCUCUACGACCGCGACGAGGAAGCGGAGCAGUUCAUCGUGCUGCGGAGCAAGCGGUCGAGUCUCCGGCAUCGCGUCCCGGAGGCCGACGAAGGCUUUUUGUCGUUCCUGUCCGCGCUGCUGGAAGUGGACCCGGCCAAGCGGCCCAACGCGCGGGAGGCGCUCCAGCACCCGUGGCUGCAGGAGGAGUACGAGGACACCGGCAUCGUGACGGACUGA